UGGAAGAGUUUGUUUUUUUCAGCUCCUAAAUUUCAAGGUAGAAAAUGGCAACUUUAAAUGAAAAGAAGACCUGCAGCCAAAGAAUGGAAAAUUUCCAACGUUUUUUAUGGAAUCCAGACACAGGACAGUUAAUGGGAAGAACUUUGAUUAACUGGGUAUGGAUUAGUCUUUAUUAUGUUGCAUUCUAUGUGGUAUUGACUGGACUAUUCACACUUUCUAUGUAUUCUUUAAUGAAGACAAUUAAUCCUUAUACACCAGACUAUCAAGAUCGAUUAAAAUCACCAGGAGUGACAUUACGACCAGAUGUAUAUGGAGAAAAAGGAAUGGAAAUUUAUUAUAACAUUUCUGAGAAGUCCUCCUGGAAUCGUUAUGUUGUGAUACUUCAGAAAUUUCUUUCAGCAUACAAUGAAACUAUGCAAGAAGGCAACAAAAACUGUAGUCAGGAAAGUUAUUACCACCAAAAGACAUUUGAUGCUCCAAAUAAUGAAAAAUAUUCUUGCAAAUUUACAAAAGAUAUGCUUGAAAACUGCUCUGGUUUGACGGAUCCUAAAUUUGGUUUUCCUGAAGGCAGGCCAUGCUUAAUAAUAAAGAUGAACAGAAUUAUCAAUUUUCUUCCUGGCAAUGGGACUGCUCCAAAAGUGAACUGCACAACUACUGAUGACAGCUCAUUUGAGGUAGAAUAUUAUCCCGCAAACGGAACUUUUAGCCUUCACUACUUCCCUUACUAUGGACUCAAGGCACAGCCUAGCUACACUAAUCCACUGGUAGCAGUGAAACUUCUCAACUUUACUUACAAUAAAAUACUACACGUAAAAUGCAGAGUUGUUGGCACUGGAAUUACUUCAGAUAACCCACAUGAUCCAUAUGAAGGAAAAGUAGAGUUCAAACUUCGAAUACAAAAUUAAUCAAGGUUUAUAAAAACUGCAUUGAGAAUAUAUAUGUUAUGUAGCUUUGUAUGAUUAUUUGUAUGAUUUCAAUUUAAGUGUACAGUUUAUAGCAAAAUUAGUCACAACUUUAACAAUCAAUUGUAUAAAGUUUCUUUUUAUUAUCUAGUAUGCUUUAUUAGAAAUGUUAAUUGGAUUUUUCAACAUCUGAGAAUAUCAAAUAUAUACUUGGUGUACUACAUAUUUGGCAAUGGGAUAUGAUUCUACUGAAUGUGUGUAAAGUUAUAUAAUACAAAACUAUUUUAUACAUUGAAAAAUAUUAAAAAUAAAUUAUUUCUGGAAUAAUUCGUAUAAUAAAUUGGGCAGGAAGAAAAACACUGAUUUGCAUCUCAACAUAUUUCAAGAGGAAAGUAAGAACUACUCUAUGAAAGAAACAUAUAAACAAAAGCUGGUGAAUCAAAUAUAGCUCCUGAGCCUCUUUCUUUGUGACUCUAGAAACUCCAAAACAACAUUGGUAAAUUUGGGCAGUAAACUGAACCUUGGAAGGAUGAUCUUAUUGAUUGGAAAACAAAGCUAACUAAUUCACUUGACAGUAUUAGAAUACCUUGGAAGAAAAUCUACAAUGCUUCAGUGUCAUAGUGCCAUCAAUAACUUAGUAAUCCAAACAAAAUAAAGAAAAACAUAGACCUUAGGUAUUAUUUUUUACUGUUCUUUAAUUUUAUUAUUAGUGUUAUUUUAGAAAUUACUGAUUUGCUUUACAGAAGUCUCAGUGGAAACUUAAUUUUAAAUUGAACGACUUAGCAUAUUUUAAAGGGAACUUGAUGCAAUUGUGUUGGACAAGUUACUUUAAAGCAUCUAGAUUAUCUUAAUAUGAAGACAUUUUAAUAACUAAAACACACACUUAUCUGUAUAUAAAGUACAUGUAUUGAGACAGAUCUUCAUAAUUAAUCUUCAACAAAUUUACCACCUGCAUGACAGUGAUAGGUAAGUAAGUGGAAGCAGCGUUUACAGGAUAUUAAAAAGAUGUUAUUGAAAUUAAUUAAGGAUGAGGAGAAGGAAUGGGGUAACACCAGAACUGGUGCCAUAAGGGAAAGCCCAGGACAUUGCAAUCAUCUGGGAUAUUCUGUAAUGAAGAUGUCCAUCAAAAUUUUGUUGAUGCAUCUGCCUCUUGCUUUUACACCAUGGGGAUAAUACCAAGUAAAAUUUCAUAUGUAAAUGGAAAGCAUGUUCAUGCAUAUAGGGGAACCAGUGCAUACCUUAAGAUAGGGCUUGAGAAUCUUCUAAGGCUCAUGGUAGUAAGAUAAAGGAAAAUGGUACAAUGGGGGGAAAGGUUUGUGAUGUAGUUCUGUGUAUCAUUAGAGACUCGAUUCCUCCUGUACAUAAGGAUUUCAAAUCAUUAGAUUGGGUAAAUAUUUACUUCUUGAACAAAUCCCAAAAUAAUAAUGUGAAGGCUUAUUUGAUGUGACAUAUAGUACUUAAAAUAGCUAACAUUUCAUACAUAAAAUGAAGUAUUUUAUACUGAUAGAAUAUAUAAAGUCCCACAUUAUUUUUCUUAUUUGAUUCUUAACCCCCAACAUUGACUCUAUCAAUGCGCCCACAGACACCUUCUUGGUAGCUAGCAGGCUUCAGUAUUGUCUGAUUUUAUUUUUUUAGUUCCAAGUAAAGAAUGAGGUUUUUUAAUUUAAAAAUAUAAUGGCAAACUAGAAUGCCACAAAGCACCAGCCUCAAGCUGAAUAUUUAUUCUCAAAAAAUAAAAUAUAUACAAAGGGGAACUCUUGAAACAGAGUAUUUGUGCCUCUUCUUGUGAGAUAAGAGUGAAAAAAGGUCAAGAGGUAAAUUAAGACGGACAACUGGGAAACUGAAAGAGGCAUUUUGGAACAACCUAUCAGUUUUAUUUGUAUAAAAGUGUAUUUUUAUGACUGGUCACAUAAUUACAGAUAUUCCUAUGAGAAUCCUAAUGUAAUAAACUUACAUAUUUGUAGGAUGAAUGCAGUCUCCCAAGAAUUUAGCAAUCAUCAGUGCAUGCUGUUGCCUCUCAUCAUCUAGAUUAUAGGUAUAAAUAACUCCCUACUUACCCUUUAAAAGAGCUCUGAAACUCUUCCAUACUGAAGAACCAGAUGAUAAGUCAAACACAACAAAGCAGAAGGUGAAAAUAAUCUUGAUUAGAGAAACAAAGUAUUUGUUAAAAAUGCCCACGCGUGUUUUAUUAAUAAAAACUAAUAGUGCCACAAUUAAACAAGUAAAACAAACUGCUUAUAUGCCAUAAAAUAUUACAGAAAGUUUAUUUGUGUUUCAGUAAAAAGACUACUGUCUUAGAACAGGCAGCUGACAGUAUUUGUGCAGUUAAUUCUGUGUGAAUAAAUUUAAAAAGACUACCACCUGUCCUGAUUUUUUUUUAUAAAAAAUGAAGUAUUAAAAGUGAUUGACAAGUUUUGAGUUAAACAUAAAACAUUCUCUAUAUUUAAUUUCAACUUUAUAAUAGAUUACUGGAAGAUGUUUAUGAAACAAAUAUAAACCAUUUGUUUCAGUACAUGUCUUUUAUACCAUAGACUUCUAAGUAUGUAAACAACUAUGUAACAAAUUGUUUUCAAAAAUCUGCCUGUAAGAAAUCAGACAAAUUUUUAUCAUAAGCAAAACUCAUUCUAAACUUUCAAGACAUUUACACAGCUAUACCAGCCUGGCAGUAAACAUUUGCCCCCAAAUUAUAACUCAUAUUUCUAACUUCAGCAAACAUAAUAUAUAGAAUUUGAUGGGCUUACAAUGAUCAAAAUAAUUUUAAGGGAAAUUAAUUCAUACAAUUUCUGCAAACUAACAUUGUAAAAGAUCCUUUUUUGUUUGAUUCUUUGGGGAUGGCAUGAUCAGCGAAAUAUAGUAUAACAUUUGAUUACUAUGCAUCAGUACGAUGUCACCUAAAUGCAAUCUAAAUAAAAUGCCAUUCAUGUAUGCAUUUUGACAGGUGGACAGAUUUUAUUUUCCAUUAAAUGUGGCUACAUUUCAAACUUUGUGACAACAUUUAGGGGCAAAAUGCAUUUUCCUUCAAGUUAAAAAUCCUAAGCAAAAGUAAAUAAAAGUUCUGCAUUAACACACUGGUAUUAACACACACAUCCUCAUCA
Messenger RNA from Thamnophis elegans (Western terrestrial garter snake), 3997 nucleotides. It is a transcript of the gene ATP4B, whose product is annotated as ATPase H+/K+ transporting subunit beta. The record is from RefSeq and is a predicted model, not a curated record. Gene Ontology annotation, molecular function: ATPase activator activity. Gene Ontology annotation, biological process: intracellular potassium ion homeostasis; sodium ion export across plasma membrane; intracellular sodium ion homeostasis. Lineage: Eukaryota; Metazoa; Chordata; Lepidosauria; Squamata; Natricidae. The transcript has 7 exons. The coding region runs from base 45 to 905 and encodes 286 amino acids. Gene Ontology annotation, cellular component: sodium:potassium-exchanging ATPase complex.